This is a messenger RNA of Vigna radiata var. radiata (mung bean), 1086 nucleotides long. RefSeq names its product transcription factor bHLH146-like. Gene Ontology annotation, biological process: regulation of DNA-templated transcription. The transcript has a single exon. Bases 413 to 1000 code for a protein of 195 amino acids. The record is from RefSeq and is a predicted model, not a curated record. NCBI's taxonomy places the organism in Eukaryota, Viridiplantae, Streptophyta, Magnoliopsida, Fabales, Fabaceae.
UAUAAACCAAUUUCCUUAUCACUCCAAUUAUUCAGUUAGAUGGGGCCUCCUCAUGUCAAGGAAAAUUAAAAAUUUAUUUGCUAGUGAACUUCACUCCCUCAUCAAAAACCCCUAUAACUUCAACAAUCCUCUCUACCACAACCACACCAUUCCCUAAAAGCUUCUUUUUGCCUUCUUUUUCCUUAACAUUGCUGACAUAAAACAACCACUACCUCUGUCUCUCCCCCACUUUCAUUACACUCCUGCUACUUUUUCUUUGCACAUUUUGCACCCUUUUAGUUUAUAUUCCCACUACUAUCACUCACAAAAAUAACUCUUCUUCUUCCUUUCUUCCUUUCUUCCUUCCUUUAUGCUUCUUGCUUAGACUCAUUUUUCUUUAGAUACAAAAGGUCUUUCUUUCUUUCGAUUACACAUGGAGGGUCAACCUGCUAAACGCAGACGUGUAUACUCACUUCAACCCAACAAAGUGGAACAAGCAGCGUUUGCUAGAAACUACAUGAACUAUUUGGUGCCGGCAUUGAUGAAGAUAAAGGAAAGGAAUACCUCUUCAGAGCAGUGUGAUAUUCAGAAUGUUGUCAAGUAUGAAGUGGACAUGGCAAUGGUGCACUCAGCCCAGGGUUUUGCAUGGAGCGAUGCUCUAAGUGUGAAGCUUCAGAGGAAUAGAGCCAAUGCAGAUACUCACAGAAGCAGCUUCGCUGACAAGGACAAGGCUGGUGAAGGCUCAUCAAGGAUUUGUGGCCAAAAUGGUCAAAUGGUGCCAUUGAACAACCGUUUCACUUCAAACCCUAGCUUGAAGCCUAGAAAUAAACAAAAGAGCAUGCCUGAAAUGAAAAGGGGUUUGAGAGAAAAAGAAGAUGAAGAUCAGUUGAAGAGCCUUAGAAUGUUGAUACCUGGGGGAGAAGAGAUGUGUACUGAACAAAUCGUGACUGAGCUACAAAGCUAUGUAAGCUGUUUGCAAAUGCAGGUGAACAUUCUUCAGUGCCUCUCAGAGACACAUUGAUUCAUUCAUACCUUUCUGCUUUGCUUUUUCCAUAAACCCAUUACCACUAUUAUUAUUAUAUAUCUCUCUGUGUUCCACAUAUAAUA